This is a messenger RNA of Prorocentrum cordatum, 440 nucleotides long. NCBI's taxonomy places the organism in Eukaryota, Dinophyceae, Prorocentrales, Prorocentraceae. The record is from the annotation of a GenBank genome assembly.
CUGGCGCAAGUAGCAGCACACACGCUGGAAGGAAGUUUCUUGGGGCGGGCGCCUUUCGGCUUAUCUUCUUCUCUGGCCAGAAAAACCGCCAACCAGGGCCGAGGCGGGGAUCCCGAUGGUGGUGGCGCUGGUGCGACCCGCCAAGUGGUUCGGCGAGGGUUGCCGUUCGUCGGCUUUCGAGUUUGGCAGAAGGUUGCGCGACCUGGUCGAGCGGUGCAGGUGGCACGCGGCGGAGUUCCCGGGGAGCGCGCCGGACGUGACCUUCGUGGCCCUGCUGGACGCGCCGCCGCCGGCGCAGUGGCAGCAGGCGGCCGUCUUCGACCGCGUGGCCUCCGUGGAGCAGGCCCUCGGCAGGUUGGGGCGGCCCGCCGGGCCCGGCGCGGCGGGGCCCCGGGGCAGCCCGGAGGCGCUGCUGCGGGGCUUCGGCGCGGAGGCGCCGC